Molecule: messenger RNA, 1050 nt
Organism: Clonostachys rhizophaga
Lineage: Eukaryota; Fungi; Ascomycota; Sordariomycetes; Hypocreales; Bionectriaceae
Source: the annotation of a GenBank genome assembly
AUGUUUCCGCCAGUACAUGAUGCGGUUCUUACCAAUAACCCGGACUUUGCCAAUCUCUACAACAAGCUCACAAAGGUCAUCCUCAACCCAGACGGCUCAACCAAGGAAGACCCCUCAGCCAAGGAGCGAGAGCAUGUUCAAGAGGAGCUGAAGGCAUACCGCCUCAAGGCAGCCAAGCAACAUCUCAUCACCAGGACCAUUGCUACACUCUCUCCGCCUGAGCAAUCGUCCACUGCCAACCGCAGAAUUGCCAGACCCUCAGGCCGGCCUCAAGCACAAGCGCAGCCACAGCAAACUCCAAAACCAAGUCUACCGGAGCCGCUCCUCGAUCUGCUUCUCAUCCUACCCCCUCUCCUCAACCCUGCAGAGCCACUCCCCCAGGACUCCCUCUCCCUCCUCCUCUCCAGCCCGCCUCUCUCGGACCUCGAAUCCCUCCUCCCGGACCUCACAAACCUAAUCUCCUCGGCCCUCCGCUCCUCAGCCCUCGACCUAGCCCGCAUCGCCCACCCUUCCACCAACCCAUCCUACCUCCACCGCCACGUCGCCUCCCUCUCACAGACCCUGACCACCCUGACCACCCUCUCCGACGCCUCCACCGCCUCGCUUCACAGCGCCCGCAUCCUCACCCUCACCGCCCUCACCGCCCUCCUGCACGACUACACCACGGCCCUCGGCCUCCUCCUCCGGGUCCUCGAGGCCAAGCACGGCGUCGUGGCCCGCAGCCUCGAGCUCCGCGCCUCCUCCGCCGUCCUGCAGGCCCAGCGAUCCGAGCUCAACGCCGAGACGGCUCGCUGGGCGCUGCGCCGGGAGAUCUACACGCCAGAGGCCGUGUCCGCGCUGAGGAACUACGCGUCGCACCUCCGGGACGCCAAGGUGCGCGCCGAGGAGCGGCUACGGGGGCUGGCGGCGGAGCUGGGCGAGUACGGGGUCGGAGUUGACGGCGGGGAGGGCAAGGAGAAGACGAUGAAGGAGAUGGCCAGGGUGUACCGGGAAAUGAUGCGGCAGGUGGCGGACGCCGAGGGGGACCUCGACCGCUUGGAAAGGGCCUAA